AUGGACAAGCGGGAGGAGACGUCCUGGGGAGCUGUGGAGAGGCUGCUCCGGCCGGCCCGGCAGCGGGAGCUGUCGUCCCGCGAGCACAGGGUCUCUAGUGCUGGCGUGAAGCGGUGCCGGCGUGCCUGGGCACGGAACGCCCACCUGGCCUGGGGUUUGCUGCUGCUCCUCCGAAAUCAGCUCUCCUGUCUGAACCUCGUGCUUCGAGCCCCUCUCACACCAACUGCAAAGUCUCAGAUCCACGUACUGGGGAUAGACUUCAAGAUCAAAACCGUUGAGUUGCAAGGCAAGAAGAUCAAGCUGCAGAUCUGGGACACAGCAGGGCAGGAACGAUUUCACACCAUCACCACCUCCUAUUACCGAGGUGCCAUGGGGAUCAUGCUAGUAUACGACAUCACCAACGCCAAGAGCUUUGAAAACAUCAGCAAGUGGCUCAGGAACAUAGACGAGCACGCCAACGAAGACGUGGAGAGGAUGCUGUUAGGAAACAAGUGCGACAUGGAGGAUAAAAGAGUCGUCUCCAAAGCAAAAGGCGAACAGAUUGCUAGGGAGCACGGUAUUAGGUUUUUCGAAACUAGUGCGAAAGCAAAUAUAAACAUUGAGAAGGCAUUCCUCACGUUAGCAGAAGACAUUCUUCGAAAGACCCCUGUAAAAGAGCCCAACAGUGAAAAUGUAGAUAUCAGCAGUGGCAUGGGGGGGGCGGGCUGGAAGAGCAAGUGUUGCUGAACCUUCUCCUCUGUCACCAAUCGCCAGCCACCGCCCCUUUUUUCUCGCUGCGAAACAAACCGCUCUGUCCGUUUUUAACCCGAAACCGAUGUUUUGUUCCUCACCUUAACAAGUCUCCCGUUGUUCUUCCGUUUAGGACAGCUUGCGUACUCUAAUUUUUCUCGACGACACGUAUAGGAAAAUCAUCUCCGUGACUUCAUUUUUUUUUCAUGUACCUGCUCAACUUACCACUACGUCUUGGUUGUAUUAUAGUCCUGUUCCUCCUGACAUUAAAACCCAUAGCAAUCCCAUUCAACUCUACUCUGCAAAUUGUAUAAGAAUAAAAGUUAGAAUUAACAAUUUAUUUUGUACAACAGUGGAAUUUUCUGUCAUGGAUAAUGUGCUUGAGUCACCGCAUUCUCUAGAAGCAUCGGCAAAAGAGCCAGGAGAACACUCAUUUCCGCCUUCAGUCUGUGAACGGGGUUUGAUUUUGUCCUGUGCCUUAUGUGGAAAGGAACUUUUGUUUGCCCUUGGUUUCUUUUUCUUUCCUGCUGGUGGAAGCAUGUGCAGGAGACAUCCCAUCCGUACGUGACCAUUUCCAAAUACCGAACUCUUUCGUGAUUGCUUUCUGUAACCGUUGGUGUAGUGCAUCGAGGACAAAGGGUGGUGCAAAAAAAGAA
This is a messenger RNA of Opisthocomus hoazin, 1385 nucleotides long. Lineage: Eukaryota; Metazoa; Chordata; Aves; Opisthocomiformes; Opisthocomidae. The record is from RefSeq and is a predicted model, not a curated record.